AUGUCUUUCGAAGUCCUUGCAUUGUCAUAUUCUUGGGUGCACAAAGACUCCGUGUCGUCAAGGUUUGAAAAUUUGAAACACUUGAUCAAUGCUUCAUACAAUAAACCUAGAUACAGAUUUGGUAUCAUUCAAUCACCAAGAAUCAAAAAUAAUGAUACAGUGUUGUCAGAUCUAGCAAUUGAUGCAUAUGACGAGAUUUGCAUUUACUUGCUACUUGGAAAACAAGAAAAGUUUGAUGAUUUGGCUAACGAAGGAUAUAAACGAGACUUGACUAAAGUUGCAACUACAUUUAAUCAAGUUUUCGCUAAUGAUAUUCCAGAACGUUAUUAUUCCAUUUUCAAUCUUGAAGAUAUAAACACCGCAAAGAUCACUUUUGCUGACAGUGAUUUCGAAUUCAGUGAUGAGAUCUUGAAUAGGUGUAUUGCCAGUGUUGGAUUGAGAUCAUUUCAUGGCAAGGCAAAACCAGCCACCAAGGAUUUUGAGUUGACAGCAUUCACAUCGUUUAUGCGGAAUACUGCUCCAGUUUUUUUAGACUUUAUAAUAAACCAAUGCCUAUUAGAUAGUGAACGAUUUGAGAAAAUUUCGUUUCAGGGAUCCCUAAAUGAUUUCCAAACGAUCAUUAUACACGCAGAUGUGAUUAAAGAACAUGGAUUAGUUGAGUACUAUACAAAAAAGUGCUCUUUCACCAAGUCGUCUCAAGAGGACAUUUUGAUCAAGGUAGACAAUGGACAGAAAGUAGAUGACGGGGUAUUAGAGAAGGGAAUAUUAGCAUCCAAAGAUUUUCAUCUUUCGUUCUUAGAAAGAAUUAUUCAUAUAGAACCCAAAUAG
Molecule: messenger RNA, 828 nt
Organism: Candida albicans SC5314
Lineage: Eukaryota; Fungi; Ascomycota; Pichiomycetes; Serinales; Debaryomycetaceae
Exons: 1
Coding region: 1-828 (275 amino acids)
Source: RefSeq, a predicted model, not a curated record